This is a messenger RNA of Cucurbita pepo subsp. pepo (vegetable marrow), 3092 nucleotides long. RefSeq names its product receptor-like protein EIX2. Gene Ontology annotation, molecular function: protein binding. NCBI's taxonomy places the organism in Eukaryota, Viridiplantae, Streptophyta, Magnoliopsida, Cucurbitales, Cucurbitaceae. The record is from RefSeq and is a predicted model, not a curated record.
AUCUCCUUCGGCCUCGCAACAGAGAGAAAGUUGUGUCAAUGUCGACGAGCCCAGUUCUUCAAUUAGCUAUUCUAGUUCUUUUCUGUAAUGUUCAUGUAAAGUCUCUAGGGUGUUUUGAUUCCGAUCGAGAAGCUUUGAUUGCCUUAAAAAGUGGCCUCAACGAUCCUGAGAAUCGACUCGUGUCAUGGAAAGGGAUGGACUGUUGCCAAUGGAGAGGGGUGGGGUGUAACAAUGGAACUGGAGCUGUUACUGUGAUUGAUCUUCAUAACCCACAUCCCUUAGGGGAGCAAGGAUUCUGGAAUCUUAGUGGAGAGAUAAGUCCAUCGCUCACAAAACUAAGGUCUUUGAGAUAUUUGGAUUUGAGUUUUAACACAUUCAAUGAUAUUCCAGUUCCUGAAUUCUUCGGCUCUUUGAAGAAGUUGCAGUAUUUGAACCUAUCAAAUGCUGGCUUUGGUGGUUUACUGCCUCCCAGUUUGGGUAACAUUUCUAGCUUGCAAUAUCUUGAUAUGGAGAAUUUGGGUUUAGUUCUUGAUAAUCUUGAAUGGGUAGCUGGGCUUGUGUCCUUGAAGUAUCUUGCAAUGGAUAGCAUGGAUCUUUCCCCAGUGAAACCAGACUGGUUUAAGAUAUUGAGCAGGCUUAAAUUCUUAACUGAGUUGCAUAUGAGUGAUUGUGGCUUAUCUGGAGCCAUUUCAUCUCCCUUGACAGUCAACUUCACUUCUCUCUCUGUUGUUGAUUUAACUGGAAACAAUAUCAAUUCUCAGAUACCCACUUGGCUUAUGAAUGUUAGUAGCCUGACAUCACUCAGUAUGAGUGAUUGUAAUUUGUACGGUAGAAUUCCCCUCGGCCUCGGUGAUCUACCCAGUUUACGCUCGUUGGAUCUUUCUGGGAAUGGAAAUCUCUCAGCGAGCUGCUCUCAGUUAUUUCAAAGAGGAUGGAGUAGGGUGGAAGUUCUUAUACUAGCUGAGAAUAAGAUUCAUGGAAAGCUUCCAUCCUCCAUUGGAAAUGUGAGUUCUCUUGCUUAUUUUGAUCUUUUAGGGAAUAACGUCGAAGGAGGGAUUCCGAGCACCAUCGGAAGGCUUUGCAACCUGAACUUUUUCCGAUUAUCGGGUAAUAAUUUGAACGGGACGUUACCUGAAUUUCUUGAAGGAACUGAAAACUGCAAUCCAGCUCGUCCACUCUUUAGCCUGGAGCAUCUAGAUCUGUCCAACAACAAAUUGGUGGGUGAAUUGCCGGAGUGGUUAGGCCAACUUGAAAAUCUUAAUGAACUAAGUUUGGGUUAUAACUCACUUCAAGGUCCCAUUGUUGAUUUCAGAUCACUUGAAAAGUUGUCUUCAUUGGGGCUGCAAGGAAAUAAGCUGAAUGGGACUCUCCCUGAGAGUAUAGGGCAGCUUUCUGAGCUGUCUCUUUUAGAUGUUUCUAGCAAUCAAUUCACAGGGACAGUCUCAGAAGCACAUUUUUCAAAGCUAAACAAACUGAAAAUCUUACAUUUAUCUUCGAAUUCUUUGAGAUUGAAUGUUAGUUCCAAUUGGGUUCCUCCAUUCCAAGUCAGAAAUCUUGACAUGGGUUCGUGUUACUUGGGUUCUCCAUUUCCAGUUUGGCUCAAAUCACAAAAUGCGGUGCUGUUCAUGGAUUUCUCAAAUGCCAGCAUCUCAGGUCCCAUUCCCAACUGGUUUUGGAAAAUCUCAGCAAAUCUAGCUCUUUUAAACGUUUCUUACAACCGGUUAGAGGGACGACUACCGAACCCGCUGAAAAUAGCUCCCUUUGCAGAUGUUGAUUUCAGCUCCAAUCUCUUUGAAGGACCGAUUCCUCUUCCAAGCUUUGAGAUUGUUUCACUCGAACUUUCAAAUAACAUAUUCUCGGGUUCAAUACCAAAGAAUAUAGGUGAGGCAAUGCCGAACCUGGUCUUUCUGUCUCUGGCUAAUAAUCAAAUAACAGGUGAAAUUCCAGAUACUGUAGGGGAAAUGCAGAUUCUUCAGGUCAUUAAUCUAUCAGGGAAUAACUUGACUGGUAAAAUUCCUUCAACUAUUGGGAAUUGUUCGUUGUUGAAGGCAAUCGACCUCGCGAACAACUAUUUAGUAGGUCCAAUUCCAGACUCUUUGGGUCAGUUAAAUCAGCUUCAGACUCUACAUUUAAGUGAAAACAGGCUCACUGGAAAGCUCCCACCAUCUUUCCAAAAUCUCUCCAAUCUGGAAACACUGAAUCUUGGGAAUAAUGGUCUUGUCGGUAGUAUUCCUCCUUGGAUUGGAACUAGUUUUCCAAAUCUGAGAAUCCUCACCUUGAGGUCAAAUGCAUUUUCCGGAGCGAUUCCUGCACUCACAAAUCUUGGCUCGUUGCAAGUCUUGGACCUGGCACAAAACAAGUUGAAUGGUUCCAUUUCAAUUGGUUUCAGCAGUCUCAAAGCUAUGUUUCAACGCCAGACAACAAACCAAUAUCUACUUUACGGGAAAUACAGGAGCAUUUACUACGAAGAAAACUACAUCUUGAACACAAAAGGCAACUUAUUGAGGUACACUAAGACCCUUUCCCUUGUAAUAAGCAUUGAUCUCUCUGGGAACGAACUGUAUGGAGUUUUACCUCAAGAUAUAACUGAGUUAGCCGGGCUUAUUGCCUUGAACUUGUCUCAAAAUCAUAUCAGUGGCCAGAUUCCAGAGAACAUUUCAAACCUGAUAGAAUUAUCAUAUCUUGAUCUCUCAAACAACAGGUUCUCAGGUCCCAUUCCUCCUAGCUUGACUAAAUUAAUAUGGUUGAGUGAUUUGAAUCUCUCGAACAAUAACUUGACAGGAAAGAUUCCUGUUGGAUAUCAGUUUCAAACCUUUUCUGCUUCAUCUUUUGCUGGAAAUCCUGGUCUCUGUGGUGAACCCCUUUCUGUAACAUGUCAAGACACUAAAAGUACAGAUGGAGGGAGAGAUGAAGAUGAAGACGAAGACGAAGAAAACAAUGAAGUCAUUGGUCAAUGGUUUUACCUGAGUCUUGGGGUUGGAUUUGCAGCUGGGAUUCUAGUUCCUUUCUGCAUUUUUGCAGCUAAAAGAUCGUGGUCGAAUGCUUACUUCCAGUUGCUUGAUAAAGUUGUGGGUAAGGUUUCUCCAUCUUGA